Messenger RNA from Trichophyton rubrum CBS 118892, 621 nucleotides. RefSeq lists its product as uncharacterized. The transcript is spliced from 2 exons. Gene Ontology annotation, molecular function: glycosyltransferase activity. The record is from RefSeq and is a predicted model, not a curated record. Lineage: Eukaryota; Fungi; Ascomycota; Eurotiomycetes; Onygenales; Arthrodermataceae. Bases 1 to 621 code for a protein of 206 amino acids.
AUGAACUCGACAGGAGAGAUUAAAACAGAAAACAGGAAAGUUUGGACCGCGUUAGUCACUAAUCUUAGCUAUCUAACGGGUCUUUUGACGCUGGACUACUCCCUCAAGAAGUCGGGGUCAAAGUACCCCCUCGUAGCCUUGUUUACGGAUAGCCUACCUUUUGAAGGCCUCAAUAUUCUAAAGGCUAGGGGUAUACCUACGCGACAUAUAUCCUUCCUUCAGCCCACGGUACAUAAAGACUAUGGCAAUGAUGUUCGUUUUUACAACUGCUGGAGCAAGUUGGCGUCUUUCUCACUUGUUGAGUACGAUCGCGUUGUGCAAUUGGAUAGCGACAUGCUAGUACUCCAAAAUAUGGACGAAUUAAUGGAACUUGAACUAGAUGAUGCUGCCUUAAAAGGCCGGGGCCAAAGAGUGUUUGCUGCAUGUCAUGCUUGCACCUGUAACCCGUUAAAUAUACCACAUUAUCCGAGUGACUGGUACGUUGAUGGCCCUUUGGACUGGCUAUUUGCUUAUCUCAUUCCACCAGGCUCCCGAAGAACUGUGCUUAUAGCAGCCAGCAUAAUAACCCCGAUCAAGCACAAGUCCAAGGCCCUCUCACAGGGAGAAGGGGAUCAAUGCUAA